Molecule: messenger RNA, 1448 nt
Organism: Stylophora pistillata
Lineage: Eukaryota; Metazoa; Cnidaria; Anthozoa; Scleractinia; Pocilloporidae
Product: phosphatidate cytidylyltransferase, mitochondrial
Biological process (GO): CDP-diacylglycerol biosynthetic process; cardiolipin biosynthetic process
Cellular component (GO): mitochondrion
Molecular function (GO): phosphatidate cytidylyltransferase activity
Source: RefSeq, a predicted model, not a curated record
GCCGUGGUGAUCGUGGUGAUCCACCUCGCUUCAAGGAAAACCUCAUUUUCAUGUGUGAGGUCUGGGCAUAAGCACGGAUAAAAUGGCGGACCAACGUGAGUUUCUGCGGAAGAUCAUGACAAAGUUCCCAUCUGGGGUUUCUUUGGCUUUCGCGUACGGUUCUGGAAUAUUCGCUCAGAUAGGAAAUACCUCUCCAAAUAACAUGUUGGACUUUGUAUUUGUACUUGAAAAUGCGCGUAAGUGGCACGAAGACAACAUGUACACGAGACAUCAUCCACAUCACUAUUCAUUCGUUCGGUCGUUUGGUUCGCGUGCCUUGGUUUCGUUUCAAGAUAAGUUCGGUGCGGGUUUGUACUAUAAUACUCUGGUACCAAUGGACGGAAGAAUGAUUAAGUAUGGAACAAUAAGCCGCGAGAACUUUCUUCUGGAUCUAAACGAUUGGCAGUGGUUAUACUUGGCAGGACGCUUACAUAAACCCGUUCAUUUUGUACUUCGACCGCAUGACGAAGAUAUUUCAUCAGCUUUGAAAGCAAACUUAAAUAGUGCUCUCACUGCAGCACUCCUUUGUCUUCCAGAGUACUUUACAGAGGAAGAACUUUUCCUCAGUAUUGCAGGUUUGUCUUUCAGUGGGGACUUCAGAAUGGUUGUUGGAGAAGACAAGAAUAAAAUACAGAACAUUGUUGGUUCAAAUUUCAAACAUUUUCAAGAGCUUUAUAGACCAAUCCUAUCCGAAAAUGGCCAACUUCAUUUCAAUUCUACCUCUUGCAAAUAUCACCAGAUUCAAGAAAAUGAUGUAGUAUUUUCUCGACUUAUGUCAUUACCCAAAAAUGUACAGAAACACAUAGCUCGAGCUGUGGAAGGGAGAUGUUUCAAACAGUCAUCGAUUGAAAAUGUGUUAAUCAAGGUCUCACAAGACAGAGCCAACUGCUCACGGAUGGUCAAAAAAGGUUUGACUUCAAUUGUCAAAAGAUCAAGCAUUACACAAAGUCUAAAAGGGAUCCUUACUGCUGGGGGUCAGAAGACGUUGAUUUACAGUGCACAAAAGCUUACAAAGAUGUUAAAGGGAUUUUGGAUAAAAUGAAAUAUAAUGUUUUCUCCAACCACAGCUAACUCUUCCUUACAAGCCAUUGCUAGCCGAAAAUAAAAGUUUUCCAUCUGUGGUCUUUGUCUCCUACAGACCAAGAGUUUAUCUUCUUUGACCUGAGGUGACAAAAAUCUCUCUCUCAGUUGCCAAAAGGUCUUCAGAUGGCAUAUAUCACAAUAAUUUUGAUAAUUUUGUGAAAUUUUUGUACUUUCUCACCCAAAGUGAGGAGAAAUUGAGAGGGCAACAACUUUUUUCUAGAAAAAUGAUACCCUUGGGUAUAUUUGAGCAUUAAAAAUGACUGUUUUACACAUAUUGUUCAGACAAAUUUGAAAUGUAAUUCUUAACAAUAAACUUUUUUUCAUCA